AUGCAGACAAUAAGCCUUGUCUGCACUGCCACCUGCUGGAAGUACAGAAAACUCUCUCUCUCUUCUCCCUGUCUCUCCCUCCUACAGAACUACAGUCGUCCCCCAGUGAUGGCUCUAGCAGUGCCGGUGGCAGUGAGGUAUCUACAGAGAGGCAACAGAGAGCUCAGUAGAAACAUGUCCAGUUAUCUCUCUCUGGCUGCCAUGGCUAAGCCUGAACUACUGGCAGAACACACAGAGGCUAUCACCUGCAGCGUUCUGGGAGGUAGGACAAUGACCCUAAGUAACCAUCCGUCAUUCUACCCCAAACUGCCCCAUGCCAUCCAUCGUCACCUAGGCAACCUGACGGCCAUGAUGUCACAGCUCGAGUCACCGGAGCAACAACACCUGCUGAGGCUGAUCCAGAUGGUCGCAGAGAAACAGCCUCUAGUGCUGAGCCCCCUGGUGCCCUCCCUGGUUGGUUACCUAGGCGAUGCCUCUCUGAACGAGACCCUACUGGGCGCACUGGUGGACGUGUCACAGGUUAGCCCCGCCUCCCUGGCCCCCUUCCUGCCAGCGCUGAGGGUUGUGGGUCAGCAGUACCCAGUCCUGCUGGGACACGUGGUCAAAAUACACAGAGCUGUGGGCUUGACCAGUGAGGUGAGGAGACGUCAACGUUAA
Coregonus clupeaformis (lake whitefish) is the source of this 657-nucleotide messenger RNA. RefSeq names its product ventricular zone-expressed PH domain-containing protein-like. Gene Ontology annotation, biological process: regulation of signal transduction. Gene Ontology annotation, cellular component: plasma membrane. Gene Ontology annotation, molecular function: phosphatidylinositol-5-phosphate binding. The record is from RefSeq and is a predicted model, not a curated record. Lineage: Eukaryota; Metazoa; Chordata; Actinopteri; Salmoniformes; Salmonidae. The coding region runs from base 1 to 657 and encodes 218 amino acids. The transcript has 6 exons.